AUGUCUACUCCAACCGCCCCAACUUUGCCAUCCUUCACUGUCGGUGACUACGCCUCUUUCGCCCUUGCUGGUGCCAUUGGUUGUGGUGCCACCCACGGUGCCAUGACUCCAAUUGAUGUUGUCAAGACCAGAAUCCAAUUGGAACCAACCGUCUACAACAGAGGUAUGGUCGGCUCCAUCAAGCAAGUUGUUGCUGCCGAAGGUGCCGGUGCUCUUUUGACCGGUUUGGGCCCAACUCUUUUGGGUUACUCCAUGCAAGGUGCCUUCAAGUUUGGUGGUUACGAAUUGUUCAAGAAGACCUUCAUUGAACAAAUUGGUUUGGACACCGCCAAGCAAUACAAGAACUCCAUCUACAUUGGUUCUGCUGCUCUUGCUGAAUUCUUUGCUGACAUUGCCUUGUGUCCAUUGGAAGCCACUAGAAUUAGAUUGGUUUCUCAACCAACUUUCGCCAACGGUUUAGUUGGUGGUUUCUCCAGAAUCUUCAAGGAAGAAGGUCUUGGUUCUUUCUACAACGGUUUCACCCCAAUUUUGUUCAAGCAAAUUCCAUACAACAUUGCUAAGUUCCUUGUUUUCGAACGUGCUGCUGAAGCCAUCUACACUGCCAUCCCAACUCCAAAGACCGAAUUGUCCACCUCUUCUAACACUGCCGUCAACUUGGCUGCCGGUGUCAUUGCUGGUUGUUCCGCUGCUGUUGUUUCCCAACCAGCUGACACCUUGUUGUCCAAGGUCAACAAGACCAAGAAGGCUCCAGGUCAAUCUACUGUUGGUUUGUUGAUCCAAUUGGCCAAGCAAUUAGGUUUCGCCGGUUCUUUCGCCGGUUUGCCAACCAGAUUGGUUAUGGUUGGUACCUUGACCUCCUUGCAAUUCACCAUCUACGGUUCUUUAAAGCAAGCUUUGGGUUGUCCAAAGGCUGUUGAAUUGUAA
Molecule: messenger RNA, 924 nt
Organism: [Candida] anglica
Lineage: Eukaryota; Fungi; Ascomycota; Pichiomycetes; Serinales; Debaryomycetaceae
Source: the annotation of a GenBank genome assembly